Molecule: messenger RNA, 1140 nt
Organism: Hemibagrus wyckioides
Lineage: Eukaryota; Metazoa; Chordata; Actinopteri; Siluriformes; Bagridae
Gene: ankrd49
Product: ankyrin repeat domain 49
Exons: 3
Coding region: 170-826 (218 amino acids)
Molecular function (GO): protein binding
Source: RefSeq, a predicted model, not a curated record
GAGCACAAGGCGGGAUUUGUGUCCCGAUCCAGGAAGUGGAUUAAACGUGUCUCCCAGAAAUAUUUUGGUGUUUUUUUUUUUAUUUUUUUACAGUAUUUACCUAAAACUUUACCUUUACAUUAAUACAUAUUACUUGUAAUUCUCUUAAAUCGGUAUUAUAGCAGCGGUCAUGGAGUUUCCAGAAUGCUUCAGCCAGCUGGAGCUGUUAGAGACGCACGGCCAUGUGAUCCCCGUGGGGACGGAGAGCGCCUGGGACAAGGAGGACAGUGAGGAUGAUGAAGGCCAGCAGAGUGAGGAGUGGCUCCAACAACAGGAACUGAAACGGGAAGACGAUCCGGUGGAGCUGAUGCUCUGGGCUGCUGAGAAGAACCGAUUGUCCACAGUGCAGCGGCUGGCCGCGUCCAAUCCGUCCCUCGUUAACUGCCGUGAUGAUGAUGGUUACACGCCUCUCCAUCGCGCGUCCUACAGUGGUCACCAGCUCAUCGUGACCUUCCUCCUGGACUUGGGCGCUGAUCUUCAUGCCAGGACGGUGGACGGCUGGACACCUCUGCACAGCGCCUCCCGCUGGGGACACACUGCCAUCGCAUCGUGUCUCCUGCGCCGGGGGUCAGAGGUCAACGCCAUGACGAACGGUCAGCUUACACCUCUGCAGCUGGCGGCGGGAAACCCUGCAGUGCCGCAGACCCUGGAGCUCCUGCUGUCCCAGCGCACCCUGCAGGCAGGACUGAGGAACAGCGGCGGGGAGACGGCCUACGACAUCGCGCUCAGGAAAACAGCACACUCCGGCCUGUUGGAGAUCACAGAGCCCUGCAACAACGUCUACUGACAUGAACUUCUGGACAAAACGGAGAGAGCAGGAGAUCUCUGACAGGAAGGAAGAAAUGAAACAGAAACACUGCUGGUUAUGACCAGAGGCUCACUGAGACACUGAGACAUUAAUCUCAUCUCCUUUACACACAAACAUCUUUUCUGGACAAGGUGGCUACGGCUACAGACGAAGCAGUGAAUAUUCCAGCUUUCGUGUUCCUGUGUGCUGAUUCUUAAGAUCAGAUCCACAAUCAUCAACAAUCUGAAUGAAUAUAAACACUGUAAAUAAGAACAGAGUUUAAUUAUAUUAAAAACAAACUGGUUGCAGUUUAU